ACCGAGGCGAGGCCAGUGCGGCCUGCAAGAACGGUACUUUAUCCACGAAGAAGGAAAAAUGGCCACACAUCUUGUCAGUGGACGUGUGAAUUUAGCCUUUUGGAGAGAAGUUGCCAGAAGAGAACUCUUAGAUUGUUUGGACAAAUGCAUAGGGAGUAAGGCAGUUGUCUGGGAUGAUUUUCUUACGGGACCUAUUGGGCUCAUCGCUGAAUAUUCCUUAUUAAAGGAACAUGAAGUUGACCGUAUGUUCCCCCUCCGACCUGGUCAUCUGCCUCUGAAGAGUUCGUCCAGCGGUGCAGGUGGUACUAUCCAGAAUGUCAUCUUCAUUGUGCGCCCUCGAUUGGACCUGAUGACCAUAGUUGCAGACAAUAUCCGCAAGGCGGAGGAAACCCCUGGACGCUUCCGCAAAGAGUUCCACAUUUUCUUUGUGCCAAGGAAGAGUCUUCUCUGUGAGAGAAAGUUGACGGAGCUUGGGGUUUAUGGAACACUGACUACAGUAGGAGAAUAUAAUCUGGAUCUUUUACCUUUAGAUAGUGAUAUAUUAUCUAUGGAGUCCGAUUCUGCUUUCAAGGACUGUUACCUCCAAGGUGAUCCUACUUCCAUGUUCCAUGUUGCAAAGUCAUUGAUGAAAAUACAAGCUCUCUAUGGCAUCAUCCCACAUAUAUAUGGAAAAGGAGAGUGUUCUAGGCAAGUGACAGAUAUGGUGAUGAGAAUGAGACGAGAGAUGGCAGGUACAGAAAGACUCAUUGCACCGCAGAUCGAUUGUUUGCUUCUCAUCGAUCGUAAUGUUGACCUGUUAACCCCACUCAUGACACAACUCACUUAUGAAGGGCUCAUCGAUGAAAUUUAUGGCAUCACAAAUGCAACGGUCAAACUACCACCAGAGAAAUUCGCCAAGAAAGAUGAUGAUCCGAAGCAAGGUCAACAACAACAGCAGCAGGAUCUACCAUCAGAGCCUAAGAAGGUCCAACUUAACUCUGCCGAUGAGCUCUUUUCUGUUAUCAGGGAUCGGAACUUCCAUGCUGUAGGACCAGAACUCAGCCGUAGGGCCAAGAUCCUUUCAGCUCAAUAUGAGGAACGUAAAGAUGCUAAAUCAGUGUCAGCAAUCCGACAAUUUGUCUCUAAGCUUCAUCACAUACAGGCUGCAAAGAUGUCUCUUGCCACACAUACAUCCAUUGCAGAACUGAUCAAAGAAGGAACAGAUAAAGAAAGUUUCAUGGAUUCACUACAGACACAACAAGAAUUCAUGAAUGGCAUUGACACAGAUAAGGCUAAUGGAUAUAUAGAAGACUGCAUUGCAAGGAAAGAACCAUUGGUCAAGGUUCUAAGACUUCUAUGUAUGCAGUCAGUCACAAACAAUGGAUUAAAACCAAAGAUAUUUGAUUACUACAGAAGAGAAAUAUUACAGACAUACGGGUAUGAGAACAAUCUGUCUCUGCAGCAGCUAGAGAGGGCAGGCUUGCUUCGAAUCCAGGAACAGAAAACUUAUCCUACCAUUAGAAAGACACUGAAGCUAGUCAUGGAAGAUGUGAAUGAACAGAACCCGACAGAUAUAUCCUACGUAUUCAGUGGAUAUGCCCCUCUGUCUGUAAGGCUGGCCCAGUUCUUGGCAAGACCCGGAUGGCGUAGUAUAGACGAGGUCUUGAGACUUCUCCCUGGUCCAACGAUAGAAGAGACGCAAGUACUACCCACAGGACUCCAGAAGAAAAGGCCUAUGAUAGGAGAUAGCCAAGGUGAUUCAACAAAGGUAACACUAAUCUACUUCCUUGGAGGGGUCACCUAUGCAGAGAUUGCUGCUCUUAGGUUCCUUUCACAGCAAGAAGAUGCUCCGACCGAGUUUGUGAUUGCCACCACAAAGAUCAUCAAUGGUCAUAACUGGCUUCAGAGUAUGUUGGAAGUAUCUCCGUCAUCUCAAGAUACCACCCCACAGAGAUGAGUAAGGAGAGAGUACUAGUGUAUGGUUUGCUACUAGAAUUCUAUUUUUAUUUACUGUUUAUCUCAUGUUGGCAGAAAGAUGCUUGACCUAUCUUAUAGGCACACAUUGAGUAAUGUGCAAGUGACUUAUCUUGUAUCAAGGCAAUUAUUUCAAAGUUAAACUGAGCUAUAAUUGCACUGGACGAUAUUGCAUAUAAAGACUUUCAACUAUACACAACUGUAAUAUGUAAUCCCCAUUGAAUAUCUGUCAAGCAGUUGCACAUGAUGUGGCCACUCCAUGUGUCUGUUCUUGUCUUUCACCACAGGGUUGUGAGUUUGAAUCCCAGCCAUGGUGUGUUUUCCCUUUAGCAAGAAAGUUAUCCAGAUUAUGCUGCACUCAACCCAGGUGAGGUAAAUUGUUUCCAUUCAGCGGCAGGUUAAACUAAAGGGUAUCUGGCAGGAAUUAAUUCCUCGAGUCGUUUGUGAGCCUUAAAAGGUUGCCAGGCUAUGGGCCACGGUAAUAAUAUCAAAAAUCCUUGCAAGUACCUAGAGACAUUAGAUAAUGUGACAUCUGCUAUACAGGAACAAAACAUAUCAUCAUUCCUUGGACCAUUAAGAAUUGGAUUAUUGAUGUUAGGGUUUAGUUGCUUACUGUCACUGCUUCAAGUGUAAUGUAAGCUAAUUUUGAUGACCGAGAAAGUUGGAUGGCAUUUGCUGCGGUGACAAUCGCUCCCCUAGAAAUUCCACAGACUUAUCGAAUAACCAACUACAACCCAGGAUUUAACACUAUACCCUACCUUAAACCUAACAUAAAACCCUUUUGCAACCCUAACGCUACAUCUUGGAUGAAGUACCCGGUAAAGCCUGUAGCAAUUGUCGCAGGAGCAAAUGUUGUGUCUCUGUCCGAGACAUAUAGAAACCCACAUAUUUUUAUAUUAUGGGAGAGGUGAUAUAAUGUAUCCAAUAGAUCUGUCCAUUAAGUUUCAGUGUCAUAUUAUGAUAUAUGGUCAUAUUUUGCAGUCUUAAAGUCAUAUGGGGAUCAGCUUUCAUGGGGAGUGGAUUAUUAUUUGCUGACCCCAGA
This is a messenger RNA of Lytechinus variegatus (green sea urchin), 2995 nucleotides long. RefSeq names its product vacuolar protein sorting-associated protein 33A-like. The coding region runs from base 59 to 1936 and encodes 625 amino acids. Gene Ontology annotation, cellular component: lysosome; CORVET complex. Lineage: Eukaryota; Metazoa; Echinodermata; Echinoidea; Temnopleuroida; Toxopneustidae. The record is from RefSeq and is a predicted model, not a curated record. The transcript is spliced from 15 exons. Gene Ontology annotation, biological process: intracellular protein transport; vesicle-mediated transport.